AAAGAGGAACGUGACAGGGGGGAUGCUCUAAGGCGAACAUCUGACGAUGAGAAAGAGGGACAUGGUUGGGGGGCUCCAAGGCGAAUGUCUGACGAUGAGAAAGAGGAACGUGACAGGGGGGAUGCUCUAAGGCGAACAUCUGACGAUGAGAAAGAGGGACAUGGUUGGGGGGCUCCAAGGCGAAUGUCUGACGAUGAGAAAGAGGAACGUGACAGGGGGGAUGCUCUAAGGCGAACAUCUGACGAUGAGAAAGCUGAAGAGGAAGAAAAUAAGGCGAUGGAAGAGGAUCGAACUGGUGGUGAAAAACGAGACAAGACAGAAACAUCAGAGGUAGAAUCAUCAGCAGCAGAGCCUACCGCUCAACCGUCUAUUGAGCAAGCAGCUGAAUCAAUUACCCUAUUAGCAGACCAGUCUCCCUCCUCGUCAGCACAGCCAAUGGAUAUAGACGAACCGAGUCCAUCAGCUCCAAUAUCUCGUUCGGCUGAAGAACUUUCACCGGAGGAAUCUAGAUACAUGAUGUUACAAGCGGAGAACAAGUCGACCGAAAAGGAAGGUGGCGAGGAAAUGAAAGAAGGGGAGUAUGGCGAGCAAAUGACAAAGGAUAUCGAGAAGGUAAAACUACAGGAAGAAAAUAACGAAGGGAUGGAAGAGGAUGUGGGGGAAGAAUCGAAAGGUGUGAAAGAGAAUGUUGAAAUUUAUCCCGAACCCAAAAAAGAUGAUAACGAAGAAUUGAAAGUUGUGGAAGAGGAUGUGGGGAAAGAAAAUAGUGAAGAAUCGAAAGGUAUGGCAGAGGAUGUGGGGGGAGAAAAUAGUGGAGAAUCGAAAGCGAUGGGAGAGGAUGGCGACAGAGAUAACGUGAGGGUGAAACGAAAAGAAGAGGAUAUGGAGGAAGAAGAUAACGAAGAAACAAAAGGUAUGGAGGUGGAUAACGACAAGGAUGUCAAGAAAGUGAAGCGACAAGAAGAGGAUGUGGAGGAAGAGAAUAGCGAGGAAAUGAAAGGGACGGAAGGGGAUAGCAACAAACAGGACGCAACAGUGACAGUACAGGAAGAGGAUGCUGAGCAAACGAAUACGAUAGGAGGGGAUAGCGAAGGACGGGACAAAGAGGAAAAUGAGCAAACGGAAGAAAAGACGGAAGAUAGCGAUAAAAUAAGCAACAGUGCUUCAUCAUUGUAG
Paraglomus brasilianum is the source of this 1176-nucleotide messenger RNA. Lineage: Eukaryota; Fungi; Glomeromycota; Glomeromycetes; Paraglomerales; Paraglomeraceae. The record is from the annotation of a GenBank genome assembly.